AUGGGCGUCUGGCAUAAAAACAAAUGCCAAGUCAUUGUCCAAGAUCUGCUAGUCGUCGAUUUGCUAGAGCAUCUUGCGAAGGGUCAGAGGACCCUGGCCGGGGAGGGCAUGUCUCAGAUCGUACGGAGUCUCCUGGAACUCUUGCAGAGGAGGAACUACUACAGUGGUGACCUUCUCUUCUCCACGGAGAUUCUACGAAAUGUGACUGACACCUUCAAAAGAGCAACCUACAUCCCAGCUCCCGACGACGUGCAGAAAUUCUUCCAGAUUGUCAGCCACAUGUUGGACUUAGAAAAUCUUGAAAAAUGGGAGGAUGCUCACCAGGUCGCUCCCGGUGCUGCUUUACUGAUGAGGAUAUUGGAGGAUUUUAUUCACCUCGUUGGAGAAGCUCAGAAGCCAUUUCAGAGUUUUCUAGUGGUUACAAACAACCUCAUGAUAACCAUCCAGAGAGAGCCAGUGUCAGCAGUUUCGAGUGAUAUCAACUUUCCUAUGAAGGGACGAAGAGGGAUGAAGGACUGGGCCAGAACAGCCGAGGAUAAGCUCUUCAUCCCUAAAGAAGUUUUUACCAUUCCCACUGAAG
This is a messenger RNA of Nematolebias whitei (Rio pearlfish), 580 nucleotides long. Its product is annotated as adhesion G protein-coupled receptor B2. NCBI's taxonomy places the organism in Eukaryota, Metazoa, Chordata, Actinopteri, Cyprinodontiformes, Rivulidae. The record is from RefSeq and is a predicted model, not a curated record. Gene Ontology annotation, cellular component: membrane. Gene Ontology annotation, biological process: negative regulation of angiogenesis.